Messenger RNA from Spinacia oleracea (spinach), 2904 nucleotides. RefSeq lists its product as uncharacterized. Bases 1 to 2904 code for a protein of 967 amino acids. The transcript is spliced from 5 exons. The record is from RefSeq and is a predicted model, not a curated record. Lineage: Eukaryota; Viridiplantae; Streptophyta; Magnoliopsida; Caryophyllales; Amaranthaceae.
AUGGGAAAGUUUGGGCCAACCUGGACCUGGGAUGAUAACUAUCUGUUUUCACCAAGGGGUAGGAUCUGGCUUGCUUGGCACCAUGCAGAUAUUACUAUUCAAAUUAUCCAGAAAACUGAACAAUUGAUACACUGUUGGGUUCAACUGAAGAAUGGCAAGGCUGCUUUCUUCCUUACUGUGGUGUAUGGUUUACACACAGUUGAUACCAGGAAGCACCUGUGGCAUGAUCUCUCUUUGUUGGCCCACUCCAUCACAUCUCCUUGGUGUGUGGUGGGUGACUUCAAUGUUGUUCUGUAUGCUGGUGACAGAAUUAAUGGGAAUCCAGUUGCUAUUGCUGAAACUGCAGAUUUUGCUUCUCUUCUAGACACAACUGAUCUGGGAGAAAUGAAAGCUAGUGGCAACUUCUUCUCCUGGAGCAACAAAGGGGAUGAUGUUAAACAGGGUGGAAGGCCUUUCAAGUUCUUCAACUACAUGGCUGAGCAUGCAGAGUUUCAGGAAGUUGUUAAAAAAGGGUGGAGUGUUCCUGUGAGAGGGAAACCAAUGUUCCAACUGUGGGAAAAGCUCAAGCAUAUCAAGCAUGGUCUUAAGACUAUUCAUAGAAGAGAUUUUGCAAAGCUGGAGGAGAGAUUAGAGCUUAUUAGGGGGGAACUGGAUAGUAUCCAAACUCAACUAUCUAGUUGCCCUACUGAUGUGAACCUGCAAGAAAAAGAAAGGGGUACAAUGGAAUCUCUGAAGAAAUUCCUUGAUGUUCAAGAGAGUGGUUACAGACAGAAGUCAAGGAUACAGUGGCUCAAACUGGGGGAUUCUAACACAAAAUUCUUCUUCACUGCACUGAAAGAGAGGUAUUCUACUAAUACUAUUGACAUGUUGUAUGACAGCAAUGGCAACAAGCUCACCACUGCAUCUGACAUUAAGGAGAAUAUUAGGUCUUUUUACAAAGACUUGAUUGGCACUGCUGCUGUGUCCCUUCAAGGGGUGGACCUUAGUGUGGUAAGACAGGUGUUGGAGUUCUUUGAGACUAGUAAAUUGCUCAAACAAGUCAACAAUACAGUGGUCACCUUGAUCCUUAAAAUUCAGAAUCCUACUAGUGUGAAAGAUUACAGACCUAUUGCUUGCUGCUCUGUGAUCUACAAACUUAUUUCCAAAGUGAUCACUUCCAGAUUACAGGGGGUCAUAGGGGAUGUGGUGUGUGAUGCUCAAGCUGGUUUCAUUCCCGAUAGAUCGAUUGCUGACAAUAUCUUACUAGCUUCUGAGCUUAUUAAGGGUUACACCAGAAAAUACAUCUCACCAAGGUGUAUGAUCAAAAUUGACCUCAGGAAAGCUUAUGACUCACUUGAGUGGCCUUUCCUAAAAGUCAUGUUACAUGAACUAGGGUUCCCUGCUAGAUUUGUGGAUUGGAUCAUGGAGUGUUUAUCUACUGUUUCUUACUAUAUCUUUCUUAAUGGGUAUCCUACUGAACCUAUUCCUGCAAAGAAGGGGCUUAGGCAAGGAGACCCCAUGUCCCCUUUUCUGUUUACCAUUGGUAUGGAGUACCUUUCUAGAUGCCUGCAGAGUAUUGCCCAACAAAACUGCUUCAAAUUCCACCCUAGAUGUAAAAAGUUGGGUAUAACACACAUGAUGUUUGCAGAUGAUCUCUUAAUGUUCUCCAAGGCUGACAAGAUUUCAGUUCAUGUGCUGUUUAAGGCUUUCACCAUGUUCUCUUCUGCCUCUAGUCUUGCUGCUAAUCUGGACAAGAGUAAUGUGUACAUGGGGGGAGUGUCUGAUGAUGAUGAAAUCUCCAUUAGAAGUGGCCUUGGUAUGCUGAAGGGUUCUUUCCCCUUCAGAUAUUUAGGUGUGCCUUUGACCACUAGGAAAUUGAAAUAUAGUGAUUGUAGGCCUCUAGUGGAUAAAACUGUUGCAAGGGUUAGGAGUUGGUCCUCUAAGUUACUCUCCUAUGUUGGCAGGCUACAGCUUGUCAAAACAGUGCUCUAUGGCAUGCAGCUUUACUGGUGUCAGAUUUUUGUGAUGCCUAAGAAAGUCAUGAGAGAAAUCCAUGCUAUCUGCAGGACCUUUCUAUGGACAGGUGGUGGCUUAGGGUCCAAAAAAGCUCAUGUUGCCUGGGAACAACUGUGUUUUCCAAAAAGCAGUGGUGGGUGGAACUUGAGGGAUCUUACCAUUUGGAACAAGGCUGCAGUUUUGAAGCACUGUUGGGCAUUAUCUCAGAAGCAAGAUAGGCUUUGGAUCAAAUGGGUGCAUAUGUACUAUGUUAAAAACAAAGAUUUCUGGACCAUGUCUAUUCCCAAUGGGUUGACCUGGUCCCUUAGGAAGAUUUGGAGUGGGAGAGAUGUAUUUGCUGCCACUGGUGGGUGUACUCAGUUCCUUUCAGCUGGGAAGUAUAAGAUCCAGAAAAUGUAUAAACACCUGAAACAGAAUGGUCCAAAGAUGGAUUGGAGGAGACUCAUUUGCAACAAUUUUGCCAGCCCAAAGAGUAUCUUCUUACUUUGGCUUACAGUGCAAAACAGAUUGCUAACCAAGGAUAGGCUAAUUCAUUGGCAUAUUAAUGUGGAUGCAGUGUGUAGCGUGUGCCAACAAGAUAAUGAGAAUAUGCAACAUUUGUUUUUUCAGUGCCCUGUGUCUGCUGAAAUAUGGAGUGCAGUGAAAACAAAGAUUGGUGUUAGUAGACAGACAGGCAUGUUUCCUGAGGAACUGCAGUGGAUUAUAAAGAAGAGUAGAAGUAGUAGCCCAGAAGCCAAGGUAGUGGUAGAGGGUUAUCCACCUUGUUGGUGGCUGUUUUCCCCUUCCAGGAUGGUUGUUCAUAACUUAACAGACCAACCAUUAUUCCCACCGGAGACCCCAUGGGGAUUGAAGGGUCGUAAUCUGAUGAAUUAUCUCUCCAGCCAACAUUAUCUGGAACAUGGGAUUUGA